Molecule: messenger RNA, 1023 nt
Organism: Effrenium voratum
Lineage: Eukaryota; Dinophyceae; Suessiales; Symbiodiniaceae
Source: the annotation of a GenBank genome assembly
AUGGCGCUUGAGCCCCAUGGCUACCCGCCGCCCUCUUACCCGCCACCCGAUUACGGGUAUGGGUCGGCCUAUGGGGCGCCUGCUGCGGCCUACCCAGGGUAUCCGCCGGAGUAUGGCUACGCCUAUGGGGCACCGCCCGCCUACCCCAGCUACGGCUACGGCGCCCCGCCUCCGGGCUACGGCCCGCCGCCGCCGGGCCCGGAGGGCUACGGCGCCCCGCCGCCAGGCUACGGGGCGCCGCCGCCGCCGGGCUACGGGGCGCCGCCGCCGCCGGGCUACGGGGCGCCGUAUGGGGCUGCGGCCUCGUCUUCGGCGCCAGGCUACGGGGCGUUAGAGAAGAACUCCUCCUACGCUCGUCGGGAGACCCGGGAUACCCGGGAUACCCGAGACCGGGACCGACAGCGCAAACAAGCGCCUGGCCGCAUAGAGCCAGGCGAGAGGAGGAAGGGCAAGGAAGGCGGAAAGAAAGGCAGAGGCAAAGGCAAGGGAAAGGACAGAGACAAGGAGAAGGGAGGAAAUGAGAAGAAGCAAGAAGGAGGCGAGGACGCCUCCGCGGAGGGAGGUGCCGAAGGCGGAAAGGGCAAAGGCAGAGGGAAAGGAAAGGGCAAGGGCAAAGGCAAGAAGGGAAAGGUCGCCACCAAGAUUGCCUGGGGCGAGCCUUGCUUCGUGGGGCGACUUAGGAACUACAAUGCGGAGAAGAAGGCCGGCAUCAUCGCGUGUGCGGAGGCAUAUGCCAUGUGCGGCCAGGAGGUCUAUGCCUAUGGCUCGGUCCUGGAGACGGCCAAGGUUGGGGUGGGAGACACCAUGGUCUUCUUCAUCCACUGGUCCAAUUGGGGUCAGCCACAGGCGUCCUAUGAGCUGCUGCGGAUCCACUCGAUGACCGGCAUGGCCUUGAAAGGCACUUUCAAGAUGGCGGACGAGAAGACCGGCGGCGAGAAGGCGAUCGUUUCACAGGGAUCCUUCAUUGGCCUUCCCAAGAGCGACGCCAUGGCCGAAGAGGGAAAUACGGUGGACAUCCCUUAG